GGGUUUAUGGCUGUAGCUCAGCUCUCUGUUUGUAGCAAUGCAAAGUUUUAAAGUGCGGGCCAGGAGACGUUGGCUUAAUUUGAGUUUCUCUAUACUUUUAUAUACAUGUUUAUGUACACAGAGGACUUGUUAGAUGGAGUUUCUAGCACUGCAUUACCUCUACAAAUGACGGCAAUGUAUAUUGGAGAACUUGCAUUGCCUUUGAAUCAUGUAGUUUAAUCAUGCAGCUCCACAACAAACCUGUAUGAAGAUGAACUAUGGAUUCUCCGGCUUUCGUUUUCUGUAACUGGAAGAGCCGCUUCUGGCCUGCAAAGGUGUUGACGAAAUUGGAGCAACCUUUAUCCAAGAACAGCAAAUUACAAGUAGAAAUAUUUGAAGAGCUUAAACAGACAUCAGUAAAGUACAGCGAUACGAAACCAUUUCUGAUGGUUGAACUAAAGAAAAUCAGUGACGAUUUAGACAGAUCUAAAAAUCUCAAAGUUACUGCUGAGGAACUAGAGUAUCGAAGGGCACUCGGCACAGCAAUGAACCUCUUAAAAGAGGUGUCUGCAGGUGAAAGUGCACUCUUGCAGAAUGACAGAAAUACAGCCACUAUUGAAGCCUGCAAAGAAGCAGUAAAACACGAGGGGGGUAAUGAAUGCACAUCUUCAAGAAAAAACCUUAUGGAGAAAGAAGCCUCAGGCUCUAUUAUGUUAGAUGGCAAAACACUCAAAAGGGACGUAAGCAUGAGAAUAACUAAAUGCUCAAUGCGUCUCAGGACACCAAAUAAGCCCAAACCCACCCAGACAGAAAUCGAUGUUAAAAGAAAAAGGGUGGAAGACACAAGCACAGAAAAGGGCAGUUUUCGUGGUGGCAAGAAAACGCCCAAAAUCGUGUCCGUUGACGGCAGUACUACAGAACAGAAUUCUGAAAAAGGCAAGACCAAAAAGGCCAAACUUAAGCGCCAUCUUUCUUCCACAAAGGAAAUGCAGACUGUUGCGUCACCUGAUCCAGAGGAAAAUCCCACAAGGAAUGUAAAUCGGCGUACCAAAUGCCUUGUUUCAAAGCCUUCAAAAACAUGCAAUGUACAGGUGCCCACCACCAUACAGGAGUUUAGAUCUGAUACAGAAGAAGAAGAUUCCCACAGAAAGCGUAAAUACAACCAGCUACCUUUGCCAGACUUCAGCUUCACUGAGACAGAAUUAUCUUCAGACUUGUCUAUGGAAUGUAGUUCUCCAGAAUUCAAAGCUAUUCCAGAGGUGUGGCCAAAUGACGAUACAGAGGAUGAUGUAGAUCUUCCUGUCAUUGAACUCAAGAAAGAACCAGUCUCCUUUGAGAAUGGGUCGUUUGUCUGGUGUAAAUUUAAGCGAUACCCUUAUUGGCCAUCUUUGGUAAAAAUUGUGCGACACAAAGAAAAGCGGGCUUCAAUAAUAUUUGUGGAGGAGUGCCUUUCUGAUCCUAACUCUCAAAAGCAAAGUUUCAAAGUAUCCCUUCGCACAUUAAAGCAUUAUGACUGUCCAGAGAAGCAGGAGCUUUUGGAUGUUGCUCGCAAAGAUUAUGGGAAAUCUGUGGAUUGGUGUGAUUCUCUAAUAUGUGACUACAGAAUACGAUUGGGCUGUGGUUCAUUUUCUGGUUCAUUCUUGCAAUACUGCACAUCGGCAAUCAGCUACCCAGUACGAAGGGAGUGUUGUAAAACAAAAUUGAAUUUCCCCUCAAUAUGUCAGGAAAUAUGUGACCCUGUGCCAAACAUCACAGACAGUGAUUCUCAUGUGAUAAAGAAGAUUCUACCGGACCGGGCACGGGCAUCCAGAGAUAGAGCAAAUGAGAAACUGGUGGAGUGCAUCGUGAAGAGUAGGCAAGCAGAACGUCAUCUAAAAGGCAUCCUCACGGGAAAGAAAAAGUCACAUUGGUUGGAGAAGUUUCAGUCCUCAAACUUAGGUGUGGAGUGUCAGGAGACCUAUAUUGAAGAUGAAGAACAGGCAGAGUUGGUGGUGGGCUAUCUGCAGAUGCUUUGUGAAACUUUGAGCAUACAAUCAAAAAAGCUUAUGAAUGGCGAUCAAACUAAAUUCAUUCUUGAGGUGAUGUUUCCAGAGGCUGUCAUUUUUGCUCUAUCUGCUACAGAAGGCUUGAGUUUUGAAAAAGCAGAGAAGAAAUUUUUAGCAGGACCUUUACUCAGUAAGAGAGAAAGAAAACAGUUUGAGAAGCAGAUUAUGGAUAAGAAGAGGAUCAAACUUGAGGGAAAUUUGUAGCCUUAAAGGAGAUCGCACUAUUUUGAAUUUGCCACUAGCAAAUAUUGGACAUUUUGAAUACAUUGAAACCAAUCUUAUUCUAUAUAAAGUUCUGCCUUUGCAUUUUCUAUUAAAUGUAUUGUUUGACUAUCUUGAGAGUAAGUACCAUUUACAAACUACAGACAGCCGUAAGAAACCAAUCUCUGUGUACGUGAUUCUACAUGUCUCUGUACAAUAGUUUAUUAUUGAGCUCUUGCUGCUAUGUAUUGCACUGGGCCAGCACAUGCAGUUAAAGCCGGUCUUCUCUGCUGUGCUUUAAUUGUCUAGGCAUUUGUUUUUAUCCAUGCAGAUCAUUUAUAAACAUUGGACCAAAUUGUAAACCACACCAACAAAUCGGGAACCUGAUUUCAUUACUGAAGUUGGAAAUGCAGACAACUAAAUUCUGGUUGGUUGCUGUAAGCACCACCUUUUUUCUACACUGUGAUGCACGAUUUGUUAGUGUGCCGCUCAGGCUCGAUCACUGUGGGGAGUAGUGUGGGUGAUGCCAGCAAGGGCCCAGGCUGAGGUGGUCUCUCCCAUAAUCAUCACAGGACACCGUGGAGUUUUUUCUUUCUGGCGCACUCGCCAGCGGUGGCUGUUUUGCUGUUUAUCACAUGAAUCUUUAUUGUUUUUUUCAGUGACGACAACUAAUCAUCUGUUUGCCUUUUUAUUACAGAUAAUAUUUGACUAUAUUUUUUUACUUGAUAGCUUACCUCAAAGUGUUAACCCCUGAUUGAUUUUUCUUUACUAACCAGAAGCCAUGAGGCGAUAUAAACCCAUAUGAACUGUAUUGCCUUGUAGAAGAGUGACCAACCAGAAAUAAUCAGGGAUUAUUUAGCUCAGAUUGCACUGAUUCUGUAAACCAUUAUUGCUACCAUUGCAGACAGAUUCAUGCGAACAUAUUAAUACUGGUUGAAAAAUAAAUGUUUACAUGUAGCCUUUUC
Rana temporaria (common frog) is the source of this 3190-nucleotide messenger RNA. It is a transcript of the gene PWWP3A, whose product is annotated as PWWP domain containing 3A, DNA repair factor. The coding region runs from base 258 to 2228 and encodes 656 amino acids. The transcript is spliced from 15 exons. NCBI's taxonomy places the organism in Eukaryota, Metazoa, Chordata, Amphibia, Anura, Ranidae. The record is from RefSeq and is a predicted model, not a curated record.